Ciona intestinalis (vase tunicate) is the source of this 1554-nucleotide messenger RNA. Lineage: Eukaryota; Metazoa; Chordata; Ascidiacea; Phlebobranchia; Cionidae. The record is from RefSeq and is a predicted model, not a curated record.
UAUAAAACAAAACCGUAUUCCCAAACCAUUAACUCACAAAUUUGUAGUUUCUAAACAAAACAACUUCAGUAUUUGGACUGGAAGAGUCGUCAUUAUAUAAGGACUAUUUAAAAGAAGCAAACGUGUCCGUCGAUUUGUUUACACUUUUCAUGUAUUAAAACAGAUUUCAAUCUACUGCUUAACGAUGGCUCUUCGACAGUCGUAUGUAUAUACCGCAAAAACAUUUCGAUCCUUGCUGAAAAAUCAAAGUAUCAGAGCUGUUCGAAUGUUGUCAUCAAAAGUAGACGGUGAUUUCGAGACAGCAAAGCAAAGGUUAAACACAUUGAAACAAGAACCUGGAAAUGAUGUCAAACUACAAAUAUAUGCAUUAUUUAAACAGGCUACCAUUGGUGCAAACAAUACUAAAAGACCCGGAACUUUUAACUUUGUUGGUCAAGCCAAGUGGAAUGCAUGGAAUGAUCUCGGCCCAAUGAGUAAGGAUGAAGCAAAAGAAGAAUAUGUUAAGAUUGUCAAAGAUCUUUCUGAUGCUGAAGGUGAAGCAGAAGAAGAAGUUGGGGAUGUUUCAUCAUCAACAGACUAUCAAAACCUUAUCGUAACCAAGCAAAAUAAUUACACAAAGAUUGUGCUGAAUAGGCCCACCAAGAAAAAUGCAUUGACUAGAGAGAUGUAUGAGGAAAUCAUUGUGGCGUUAAAUGAAGCAGGAAAAGAUGACACGGCAGUGACGGUAAUGACUGGAGCAGGAGAUUAUUACUGCAGUGGAAAUGAUCUUGGAAACUUUAUGGUGAUCAAGCCGGAGGAAAUGCAUCAAGUUGCGAAAGAAUCAGGAGAUUUGUUGAGGCGGUAUGUAAAUGCGUACAUUGACUUUCCGAAGCCACUUGUAGCAGCCAUUAACGGACCAGCUAUCGGUGUCUCAGUGACAGCAUUGGGUUUGUUUGAUCUUGUACUCGCAUCGGAAAACGCUACAUUUUCUACUCCGUUCAGUAGGUUGGGCCAGAGUCCUGAAGGUUGUUCAUCUUAUACAUUUCCAAAGAUAAUGGGCCAUGCAAAGGCAUGUGACAUGAUGCUGUUCAACAACAAACUAACUGCCACAGAGGCAAAAGAAUGUGGGCUCGUCACAAAAAUUUUCCCCAAAGAAAGUUUUGAAACUGAUGUAAUGUCUCAAGUUGAAGCAAUAGCUAAGUUACCAGUUAAGUCGCUGAUUUAUUCAAAAGCGUUAAUGAGAGACCCAGAACUUGACCUUCUGCACAAAGUAAAUGAAGCUGAAUGCGAUCGGUUAGUGGAAAGAUGGCCAUCCGAAGAUUGUAUUAACGCCAUCAUGAAAUUUUUCCAAGAAAAGAACAAAUAGUUCCAUCUAAUAUACUGAAGAGUUUACAAUUGUUUGUUAUUAUUUUUUGUCAAUACAAUAAUUUGAGAAGCAUCAAACCAAUAGUCGUACAGUUGUGUCUUCUGUUUACAUUGUAAUGUAUGCAGCAAAUUGAAGCUGGAUUCCUGUUAAUAAUUUACCAAAAUUCGUUGUCCAUUUACCGGAUAGCUCACAUUGAAGUUCUGUCUUCA